Molecule: messenger RNA, 1998 nt
Organism: Saccharomyces eubayanus
Lineage: Eukaryota; Fungi; Ascomycota; Saccharomycetes; Saccharomycetales; Saccharomycetaceae
Gene: UFO1
Product: SCF ubiquitin ligase complex subunit UFO1
Exons: 1
Coding region: 1-1998 (665 amino acids)
Biological process (GO): SCF-dependent proteasomal ubiquitin-dependent protein catabolic process
Cellular component (GO): SCF ubiquitin ligase complex
Molecular function (GO): protein binding
Source: RefSeq, a predicted model, not a curated record
AUGAAGCAGUCUGGCUUGGUUUUGCAGGACCUUCCACCUGAAAUUUUGAUAAACAUUUUUUCUCACUUGGACGAAAAGGAUUUAUUCACACUACAAGAAAUCUCUACACAUUUCCAGCAACUAAUUCGCGAUGAAGAACUGUGGAAAAACUUGUUCAAGUCUAGAAUUUAUACUACACAUUUCCCUACGUUUUCCCAGUCCACCAAAUUUAGUGUAGAAUACAUCGAAAGAACUCGUGGUCUUCAUAAUUGGAAACAUAACAAAGCCAUAAGAACUAAAUAUACCAUAACUCCGACUCGUAACUGGGACCAGCCUAGCAUAGAACGUAUAGUAUUCGAUUACCCACGAGUUGCUGCUUACAACGAUGGUAUAAUUACCAUCUUGCAAUUACAAAACCACAAGAGACAGAAGAAGUUUAAAAAGCUAAUUUAUAUUCCAUGUACGACUCCACAGGGAUGCUCCACCAUGGACUUUAACAUCAAUGCCGCUGUUUUUGGCAGGUUUGAUGGUAGAGUGUUUGGGAAACUGCUAAGUAACAAAUCAUACUUGACGCCUGUGAUGGAAUUUAUUGGAAGACAUAGUUCAGGUGUCACUGCCAUUUGUAAUUCAGAGUCCUGGGAUACGUCGAGAGAAGACUGGUGUGUGAGUGGUUCUGAAAAUGGUGAAAUUAUUUGGUGGUGUGAAAACAAACUUGUUAAGAUGUGGAAGGUUUGCACUAGGGUGAUUUGGAAAUUGGCCUUUUUUAAAGAUUGGACCUUGAUCAUGGAUGAUGAAAAACUUUACGUCAUCUAUCAAAUGCGUGAACUACACAGCAUAGACAUUCCAAGGGACGCGGACGAUCAACCGGUAAGUGUACGAUUCUUCAAAAUGGAUUUUGGUUCCAUGACCUUGGUAUUGGCUGAUCUGAAUAAUGUUUAUACAAUAUCGGUCAACCCGAAUGGUAAUUUUGGUAAUUUGAGAAAAUUAGCCAUUCCAGAACAAAUAUGUGCCAUAGAGAUAGAUGAAAAGACCUCGCAAAGAGAACAGAACUGGCAAUUUGCCGGUGACGACGGCUGCUACAUCAGUCUUUUGACUACUGCGAAUACCAUUUACAUUAUCAAUAUAAGAGAUCUUUCAACGACGGGUUUGAAAGCCCAAUGCAGAAUCAACUUUGACGAACAAGUUUAUGUUUCGCAAGUGACCAACUUAAUUGUUGUCGUGGCACUACCAAACACUCUUCAAAUAAUGAACGUGAUGACCGGUGAACUGAUUAAGUCCGUUUUGAAGACCGACAAAUUUCCUGAGUUUUUGAAAGUUUCGCAAGAUAAAAUCGUUAUGGGGAGCGGUAAUGUGUUGAAUUAUUUAUUAUUUGUUUCAAGCGAUUCAAAGAAAAAACAUCAUUCCAGUAAGAGUAAAAAUGCAAUAAGUAAUAAAUGGAAUGAAACCUUGAACACCGAGUUACAAUAUUAUGACGAAGCUGAAGACCUUAGAAGGCAAAGACAAUCAGAAAUAUCAAGAUUAAUCCACGCAUAUGGUGGAGAUUUAGAACCUUUAGGUGACACCGAAGAAGAAAAUGACAUUCAGUUAAGAAUUGCGCUCCUGGAAUCGCAAGAAGCACAAGCGCGAAUUGACGCUGAAACUGGGCCACAGAUUGAGGAUGAUGAAGAUGAACAACUACAGAGAGCUUUGGAAGAGUCCCAGAGGUUACAUGAAACACAGAUGGAUAACUUGGCUGAUCUAUCCAUUACUUCGAGCCAAGGAGACGACGAUGCUGAAGAUGACGAAGAGUUUCUUAGAGCUAUUGAACAAUCAAGAUUGGAGGACGAAAGAAGGAGACAAGUCAGAAAUAGCAAUACAAGCCGACGAAAUGGACCUUUAAUGGAUGAAACAUCUACUACAAAUAGCGGUUCAUCCGGCGAAGUCUUCGCUGGGAACACCACUGGUGGUGUCGGCGUUGGCGAUAAUGACGACGAUGACUUACGAUUGGCUAUCGCACUGUCGUUAAGCGAAAUCAACUGA